AUGGACCAACCACCGGGAACGGCAGACACUGCUGUCCAUGCAGAAACAAUGAAAUCGAAGGCACCCUCUGUUAACGACCCAGUAGACUCGAUCCAUGAUCCAAACUCCCGCUCGCCAACAGCCGAGCCCGACGAGGCAAAGGAGGCGCCGGUACCUAAAGGACCUCGUUUCUGGCUGACAUUCGUCUGCCUCGUUCUCACAGCCUUUGUGAGCGCCCUGGAAGGCUCGAUUGUAUCUACAGCGCUGCCGUCUAUUGCGCGUGCUCUCGAUGCAUCGGAAAACUACAUUUGGGUAGUCAAUGUCUACUAUCUGACCAGUGCUGCCGUGCAACCCAUCUACGGCCAGCUGGCUGAUCUUUGGGGGCGGCGGUGGCUUACCAUCGGCGCCGUCGCCAUCUUUACCGUUGGUAGUGGCAUCUGUGGUGGCGCCACGACGGUUGACAUUCUCAUCGGCGGUCGAACCGUUCAGGGCUUGGGUGCCGCUGGUAUCAAUACGCUCGUCGAGUUGAUUAUGUGUGACUUGUUGCCUUUGCGGGAGCGUGGGCAGUUCUUUGGCGUACUAUUUCUCUUCAUCAUCCUCGGUUCCGUCAUCGGUCCCUUCCUGGGCGGUAUUCUCGUCGAUCGAGUUUCCUGGCGAUGGGCGUUCCUCAUCAACGUGCCAUUCGGUGGUGUCUCUACCAUUCUUUUGAUUUUCGUUUUGAAGCUCAAGCAUACCGCGCCAGGCAAUACGCUCGACAAGCUAAAGAGGAUCGAUUACAUCGGCAACUUCCUGCUUGCCGGCUCGGUAUCCUCAGUCUUGUAUGCGCUUACAUACGGAGGCACUCGGUACACCUGGACAAACCCAGGCAUCCUUGUGGCCCUCAUCAUCGGCCUCCUCGGCCACGCUGCGUUCCUUCUAUACGAAGGUUCGCGCUUCUGCACCGACCCCGUCAUGCCAUUGUCGCUCUUCAGCAAUAGGACUUCCACAGCGGCAUACCUUGCCACGUUCCUACAAACCAUCGUCUCCUUCUGGGUGCUCUAUUUCCUUCCGCUAUAUUUCCAGUCGACUCAGCUAGUCUCGCCCACUCGAUCCGGUGUUAUGCUUCUGCCUUUCUCCAUCAUCUACGCGCUUGCAGCAUUUGUAGGAGGCGGGCUUACAACGAAACUGGGCCGUUACCGUAAUCUCCACUUUAUCGGUUUCGGUCUCAUGACUAUUGGCGUCGGUUUAUUCACGAUUUUCAACAGGAGCACUCAUCUUGCAGUUAUAGUAGUACUAGAAAUCAUAGUGGCCUUCGGUAUCGGUGUUACGACUCCCAACCUCCUAACGGCUAUCCAGGCCGCUUUGCCGGAGAGCUUGAACGCUCUCAGCACGGGUACUUUUGCAUUCAUUCGCAGUGUAGGCACCAUUUGGGGAGUCAGUAUUCCGGCAGCUAUCUUCAACAACAGGAUCGACCAGCUUCUGGGAGAAUUGACCGACGAGGGCGCGAGGCAAGCCCUAUCAAGCGGAGGUGCCUACGAAUCCGCGUCGAGCACGUUUGUGGAUUCGUUCCCCGACGCCGUUCGAAAUGUCAUCAUCAGCAUCUACGAGCGCAGUCUCAUGCGAGUCUGGCAAAUUGGAAUUGUCUUUGCGGGUCUCGGGUUCCUCGUCAUUGCUUUCGAGAAAGACCUGGAACUCAACAAGCAGAAGGAGACCGAGGACGUCGGCCUAGAAGACCGCCCGAAAGCUUCAGGCACUUCUCACUCCCAAGAGCCUAUUGUAGAGCAAAGGGGGUCGGACUGAAGAAAGAGACAACCAAACAAUUUGUAUUACCACAAUGCUGUGACGGCGUCGGCUUAAUUUGGAAAAAGCAGCUGGGUACCUGCUUCUCUUCCGUUGGAAAUUUAGAAUGUUGAUUUUAGGUAUAUAUGGUUAUAAUCAUAGGAAUCGCUUCCAUCCUUACCCCUUGCACAGAUUUUAGAAAGGGAUGGCUAGCCAUUACAACAAUAGAAGACUAAAUUUUUUCUCUCUAAGUAUUUAGCCCCUUCGGGAAUUAUUAGCGGCCCGCCGUUAGCGCUCUCAGCUAAAAUGUCACUAAAUACGCUUACUCAUCUCUAUGCAGACCUAAACUCACCGCGAUUCCUUAGCUUUUACCUAAUCGCGUAAACGUCGAGUGUACC
Molecule: messenger RNA, 2135 nt
Organism: Xylaria bambusicola
Lineage: Eukaryota; Fungi; Ascomycota; Sordariomycetes; Xylariales; Xylariaceae
Product: MFS general substrate transporter
Exons: 3
Coding region: 1-1758 (585 amino acids)
Biological process (GO): transmembrane transport
Molecular function (GO): transmembrane transporter activity
Source: RefSeq, a predicted model, not a curated record